AUGCGCGGAGCAAACGCGCCCGGAGGCCACGCCCACGAGUCCCGUAAAAGCCAAUCCGAGGCGGGCGCGGCUGAUUGGCACCCAGAGGCCGAGACCCUGGAUCCGGAUUGGGCACGCCUGCGGGGGCGGAUCCGGAAGCGGCGCGGGAAACGCGGGCCGGCGGAGGUCGGGGGUCGCGAGACCCGCAUGGCGGAGGCCCGGAGGCACGUGUUCGCUGAGAAAGUGCUGCAGAGACUUUUCCCUCGUGUUCCACGUGGCCAGGAAACGAGGGCGCCCUCGACGCCAGCCUCCGAGAACCCCCCCGAGGGCGAGAAGGCGGCAGCUGAGGCAGAGCGAUGCGGGUGCAGCCCCCCACCAACAGGAGAGGCCACGGGAGGACCCAGCCGGCCCACACCUGGAUCUCAGACUCCGGCCUCCAGGACUGGGAGACGGUAUCUGUUGUUGAAGCCCCAGAAUGUGCCGCUUCGUUACGGGGCCCGAGCUGGCCAAGCUGACACCCGUCUGGCCCACUAUGAAGGUGGCCCCUCCGAGGCCCCGCCUGGGAGGCGGCUCUACACCGUGAGUUUGCCUCCUGGGGGCUUCAUUCCCUGUCCACCCGAGCCACCCAGCUGCACCAUCUCCGAGAACUCCUCCGGCAGCGAGGACGUGGGAGGCCCAGAUCCUGAAGAUCCACCAAAGAGAAGAAGAAUUAGAAAACCCAAAUCAAAGAAAAACCUUAAAAGUCCCGAUAAUGUCCCCACGGAGCAAGCAGGAUUUGAGAAACAGCAGAGUCUCCCACAAGGAGCGCUGCAGGCCCGGCCGGCAGCCAGCCCCACGGCCAGCAGGAGCAGGAGGAGGAAACUGAAGAAGAGGCGGCGGGUCCAGCGGAAGAGAGAGGCCGGCCAGCCCACCCGGGCGCCCGGCGUCGACUUCACCUACCAGCCUGCGGGGGGCAGCAGCGAGCAGCAAGCGGCGCCCGGAAGCCAUGGGGAGGAGGCGGCUGCGAGCCCGGAGGACGCCGGGGAGGAAGCUGGUGAAGGCACCAGCGAAAAGGCAGAUGGUCUCCUCAACUUCCUGAAGUCAACACAAGAAAUCUAUUUUUAUGAUGGUGGCUCCAGGCGCCCGGACUUGGUCUUCGAGGCCGCCAGUGAAGAGCUGCUGAGAAGCCUGCGGGCCGGCAGCGUGGCCCCCUCGGACGUGCUCAGCCUGCAUCGCAUGAAGACGCUGCUGCUGCUGCAGGACACCAGCCAGCUGCAGCUCAGCCUGGACGAGUUCGCACAGCGCUGCACCAUGCCGCCCGAUUUCACCUGCACAGCUGCCGAAGGUGUUUUCUCCUGCAUAAACCCGGCUCAGGACGUUUAGUGAGCAGCAGUGUCUCCUGUCCGUUGACAGCGUCUAGAUGCACGAAGAGCGUGUGCUAAGUCCCGUCUGCUGUUGGCGAGUGUCCAGCUCGUGCCCGUCACCUGACCGAGCACGGCCAGCCUCUCGCAGCGCCGCGGCAAAACUGGGCUUUGCUGAGAGCGACCGGUCCCCCUCACGUGCUCUGUUCCGUCACGUGCACGCACACGCACGUGUCCCACACGCCUGCCGUUUGCUGAACGGUCUCACGCCCCGGGCACCGUGCGCUGGCGUGGGAUUUCCUCCCCUGACCCUCCUUUGACCGUCUGUGUGUGCGGAGCUUUUACCCUCCUCCCUGGAGGAAACGCAGCUCGCGGCGGGCCGGGACCCUCCCAGCCGUCCCCAGCCUCUGCAUCCGGUGAGCGGCUCACGGGCAGCCCGAGGCCUGGGCUGACGUCGGGGGCCAGCGUGUGCCCCCCGGGGUUAACAGCCUGACAAGCAGAACAGCCGGCUGUCGAUGAAACCCUCGGCGGCCGCACCGGACGGGUGUCCUCACCAGUCAAGCGGCCUGACUCGUGGCUGUCAUUGUCCCCCAAAACAGUAAAGGGGGCAGGUGACGUUGACAGCAGCUGCCCGUGGGGUAGGCCGUUUGGCUGCUGUGCCGUUCGAAUGCCGUGUUGACCCCACAUCACUCACACCGAGCUCCACGCUCCGUUCCUGCUAGUUUGCUCACGUUCGACCGUUUGCGUUAAACUUUCCCCCGUUUCCUUUCCGUUUGCGUGUGGUUUUCUUUGCGCUCGGACGUGAGACGUGUCACAUGAUGCCGUGAUAUUCUGCAUCAGUCUCGGGGCUCAUAAACCUCGAGGGCUGGUACCCGAGGAAACCCCAGACACAGAGAGCACAUCCACUUUUUUGGCCACAUCUGCUGUGUAGUGUACGGUCCACUACCAACAUCCCCUUCACACCAGAGUUACGUUUUAUUAGCUUAUUUCGGGGUCACUUUGGGCCAGAGGGUAAUAUCUACAAAAUAAUUUCUAUUGUUUUGUUUUGUUUUGUUCGGUUUUGUUUUUGCUUUACAGACCAUGCCAGAGUAAUCUCAGCUUUCUUUAAUUAUUGGAUCACACACAUCCUUCCUGAGAAAAACAGUGAAUGAAUUCAGCAUGUCUACUUAGGAAGAGCUAAGAUUUAACAGGAAAAUGUAAGAGACAAAUGUGAAACGGGCUGGGACUUAAAUCCUUCUUACAGAGAAGAUGAACGUCCCUGAACUCUGUGACCCAAAGCCUGGGAACCGAAGGCAUUUCUGCCAUCUUGUUUAUUCACGGAUUUGUACAUAUUGGGAAGAUGUCAUCUGAGACUUUAAAUGAGAAACUGGGAUAAAAUUUAAAGUUUUCACUUUUUAAAAGUCGCAUGUCUUGAAUUACUACCCAGUGAUUCUGUUUUUCUAAUUCCCAUAAAAGUUUAAAAUAGACUUUCUGUUAAAUUGAAUAAACUGUGUAGUUCAAAGCUGUUA
Pteropus alecto (black flying fox) is the source of this 2827-nucleotide messenger RNA. RefSeq names its product glutamate rich 1 (gene ERICH1). Lineage: Eukaryota; Metazoa; Chordata; Mammalia; Chiroptera; Pteropodidae. The transcript is spliced from 7 exons. Bases 1 to 1341 code for a protein of 446 amino acids. The record is from RefSeq and is a predicted model, not a curated record.